Molecule: messenger RNA, 531 nt
Organism: Neurospora tetrasperma FGSC 2508
Lineage: Eukaryota; Fungi; Ascomycota; Sordariomycetes; Sordariales; Sordariaceae
Exons: 5
Coding region: 1-531 (176 amino acids)
Cellular component (GO): cytosol
Molecular function (GO): L-methionine (R)-S-oxide reductase activity; protein binding
Source: RefSeq, a predicted model, not a curated record
AUGGUUCACGCCGACGCUUCCAACUUUGCUGCCAACGUCACCAAGGAAGAGGCCUACCAGCAGGUUCUCGACCAAGCUGAAGGUCUGUUCUAUGAGCAGAGGAACUGGGUUUGCAAUUUGUCCAACUGCGCUGCCCUUCUCUGGCACGCUUUCAAGUCUCUUCCGGCUCCGAGCAACCAGGUCAACUGGGCUGGCUUCUACACCCUCAACCACCCCUCCACCACCGAACUCAUUCUAGGCCCUUUUCAAGGUAAAGUAGCCUGCCAAACCAUUGCCUUCGGCAGGGGCGUAUGCGGUGCCGCAGCCGCCACCAAGACCACUCAGCUCGUUCCCGACGUCGACGCCUUUCCCGGCCACAUCGCCUGCGACGGCGACAGCAAGAGCGAGAUUGUGGUUCCCAUUGUUGUAGAUGAUAGGGUGGUGGCUAUCAUCGAUGUGGACUGUGCGGAGCUGAACGGGUUCGAUGAGGUCGAUAAGGUGUGGUUGGAGAAGUUGGCGGAUUUGGUGGGCAGGAGCUGUGACUGGCCUUGA